GUCAAUUCGACCAUGACAGCUGUCAAAGGAUCAAAGCAAGCCAGGUAAAGUAGAAGUAAUUACUGGCGAUUCGGUUCACUGCAAGUCAAGUCUUGCGAUGUAGGCUUAUAAUUUAGAAAGCUGGUGUUUGUGUGUGUCAGUGUUUAUAUAACACGCAAUCCGUCAACAUGGGACGCGCGUGCAGAAAAUUAAAUGUUAUCUGGUGUUCUGGAUUGUUGUUCUUGGUUUUGAUAGUCGUUAAGAUAAAAUGCCAUCCUCAAUGUUUGGAUUCUAGACCACCUUUUAAAGGGACAGGUUUAACAUUUUGCUCGCAGUAUCAGGACUAUGGAUGCUGUACUAGUCAAGACGAUGUGCAACUGAAAGAAAGAUAUGAUAGAAUACAACAACUUAUUCCUCCGGAAAACCAGCAGAUUUGGACUGAUUGCUCAGAGUAUGCCAAAACUUUCGUCUGUCAAGAAUGCUCUCCUUAUGCUGCUCAUAUUUUUGAUGCCGAACAAACCACCAAAGAUAUUGUCGUUAAACCGAGAGCCUUUCCUGGUCUAUGUAAAAACUACUGCAGCACUUUCUAUCAAAAAUGCAAAGAUUUUGUGAAAUAUUACAUGGAUGAGGCUGGUAGCGGCUAUAUGGAAGAAGCUUUGAGAUUAACCGAAGCUUUAUCAAGUCAGAUGGAAUUUUGUACAAAUGGCACCAAGUUGAUCGAUAAUGACUAUUGCUUUCCGGAGCUACUAACAAACCCAAUACUUAAUGGGAACAUUACGAUUGAAAAAGUAACACAAGAAGGUUGUUUAUGUUUAGAGCCUAUGAGUACAGUUUUUUAUAGAAAUCCUAUUUUUCUGAAGCAUGCAAAUGACAGUUCUAAAAGAAUGUUUGUUGGGGAACAGAUAGGGCUGGUGCAUAUAAUGUACCCAGAUGGUCGUGUAUUGGAGGAACCAUUCUUAGAUUUAACAUACGAUAUCAAAACAACAAGCUCUAAGGGCGAUGAAAGAGGAAUGCUUGGAAUGGCAUUUCAUCCAAACUAUAUCAAUAAUGGGUUAUUUUACAUUUAUUAUUCAACUCACAUAAGUGAUUAUGAACAGAUUCAGAGCGGAGCAGACCAUAAAAUAAGGAUUGAAGAAUUUAAGGUUCGGGAUGACAAUCCUAACAGUGUUAACACCAGUUACAGCAGAGUCAUCUUGGAGGUCUAUGAACCAUAUUGGAACCAUAACGGGGGAGAGAUUUUGUUUGGAGACGAUGGGUACAUGUAUUUGUUUAUCGGGGACGGAGGGAUGGCUGGAGAUCCACUCAACUCCGGCCAAGACUUGAAUUCUCUGCUCGGGAAAGUACUACGUAUAGAUGUGGACAAUGUAGACUAUGUUAGACGUACAGAGUACAGCAUUCCACCAGACAAUCCGUUCGUCAACGACAUAAGGGCUUUGCCUGAAGUUUAUGCAUACGGUGUCCGAAACAUUUGGAGGUGUGGAAAAGACCGAGGGGACCCUAUCACUAAAUUUGGAAAAGGUCGCAUUGUUUGCGGAGAUGUUGGGCAGAGUGCCAGAGAAGAAAUUGAUUUGAUAGAGAAGGGAGCUAACUAUGGGUGGAAGAAAAUGGAGGGUACAACCCCUUACUGCUCUGCAUGUAAAUAUGCAUCAGGAGGAAAUGUGACAGCCCCCAUCUGGGAUUAUCCACAUUCCUUUGGAAAGUCUGUGACCGGGGGCCAUUUUUAUCGCGGUUGCCAAAGCCCAAAUCUCCAGGGCUACUACAUAUAUGGGGAUUUUAUGAGUGGGCGUCUUUUCCGUCUUCUCCACCAUGCCAACAAUGACACGUGGACAAACAAGGAACUGAAGAUGUGUGCUUCGAAUGUCUGUGUACCCCCUCUCGUCAACGACUACGCCACCAGCAUCAUAUCAUUUGGCGAGGAUGAGGAGGGGGAGGUGUACAUGCUGUCAACCGACUAUGCCUCCACAACUGUUCGUGCCGGAACUGUUUACAAGAUUGUCGACCCCAUCAGACGUGGAAACCCACAGGACUGCAAAGGAUAUGAUGUCCAGACUCCACCAACAAUA
This is a messenger RNA of Mya arenaria, 2042 nucleotides long. RefSeq names its product HHIP-like protein 1. The record is from RefSeq and is a predicted model, not a curated record. Lineage: Eukaryota; Metazoa; Mollusca; Bivalvia; Myida; Myidae. The transcript is spliced from 8 exons. The annotation marks the transcript as partial.